This is a messenger RNA of Heterostelium album PN500, 936 nucleotides long. RefSeq lists its product as uncharacterized. NCBI's taxonomy places the organism in Eukaryota, Evosea, Eumycetozoa, Acytosteliales, Acytosteliaceae. The transcript is spliced from 3 exons. The record is from RefSeq and is a predicted model, not a curated record. The coding region runs from base 1 to 936 and encodes 311 amino acids.
AUGUCAGUUCACCAAUCUUCAAAUGAAAUUUUAAUGGUACAAAACACGCAUUUCGAAUUGAAUGUACAAACUAUAAAUGAUAAUUUCUUUCAAACCGUACCAAAAGACCCAACUGAAGUACCAAAGAUUGCAUUGGAAGAAUUCAAUAGUUAUUAUAAUGCAUUGGUUGAGAAAGGUGUAAAAGUAACACUUUUCAAACCAGAGGAUAACUUGGAUACACCGGAUUGCAUUUUCCCAAACAAUUGGUUUUCAACACAUCAACCAUCGGAAUCAAAGAAUGGCAGUGACAACACAUUGGUUCUCUAUCCAAUGUUGCAUUUGAAUCGUCGUCUCGAGAGACGUGAGAACAUCAUCAGAUUCUUGAUGUCGAGAAAGGACAAUGUAAAGUUGAUCGAUCUCUCAUUGUCAGAGGCCGACAAUAUCUUCUUGGAGGGUACCGGAUCGUUGGUCAUCGAUCGUGUCAACAAGGUCGCCUACAUGUGCGUAUCACAGCGUAGUCACAAGCCAUUGGCUAUGGAGUGGGCCGAAGAGUUGGGAUACAAGCUGAUCACUUUCACCGCCACCGACUCGAUCGGUAAGAUCAUCUAUCACACCAACGUAAUGAUGGCAAUCUGUUCGGGUGUCGCCAUUUGUUGUAUCGAUACAGUUGAGGAUGCUGUUGAAAAACAAGAAUUAAUUCAAGCAUUAUCUAAACAUCAUAAAUUGAUUACUAUUAACAAGAAACAAGUUGAAGCAUUCUGUGGAAACGUUAUUGAAGUAAGAGGAUCCGAAGAUAAAAAGUAUUUGGUCGCUUCGCAGACUGCCUACGAUGCAUUCACCGAAGAACAAAGAACAGUCAUUCUUCAACAUGUCGAUGGCUUCAUCUCAAAGCCAAUUCCAACCAUUCAAACCGUUGGUGGUGGUGGUAUCAGAUGUAUGAUUGCUGAAUUGUUUUAA